AUGAGCACCGAUGAGACAACACAGCAAUCCAUGGCACAAGGCAUUGCCUCAUUGCUCACACCUGUAGUAACCGAUAUGGAUAAAGCUAUCGUAUCUGCUCAAAAAAGUCAAGAAGGCCUUGGAAAAGAAAUUGAACGACUGAUAACAGAACUCGAGCAUUUCAAAGACAUUGCAGAGCCACCACAAUUGCAUCCUGCCUUAGAGAAGUUGACUGAUUCAAGGAAAAAGCUCGCAUCGGCCAAUAAACUUAUGCAGCAAACCCAAUUACGUGUACAAAGGAUGGAAGCACAGUUACAGUCAUCGAGUACAUAG
This is a messenger RNA of Lichtheimia ornata, 312 nucleotides long. RefSeq lists its product as uncharacterized. The transcript has 2 exons. Gene Ontology annotation, biological process: synaptic vesicle exocytosis; lysosome organization; regulation of synaptic vesicle exocytosis. The coding region runs from base 1 to 312 and encodes 103 amino acids. NCBI's taxonomy places the organism in Eukaryota, Fungi, Mucoromycota, Mucoromycetes, Mucorales, Lichtheimiaceae. The record is from RefSeq and is a predicted model, not a curated record. Gene Ontology annotation, cellular component: BORC complex; BLOC-1 complex; synaptic vesicle. Gene Ontology annotation, molecular function: SNARE binding.